Pelagomonas calceolata is the source of this 2523-nucleotide messenger RNA. The record is from the annotation of a GenBank genome assembly. Lineage: Eukaryota; Pelagophyceae; Pelagomonadales; Pelagomonadaceae.
GCCGGCGCCCGCACCAGCACCGCGGCGCCGCUCAGCGGUCCUUCUGGGGCAGCCGACGAUGCGACGAGGCGCCGUGGCGAUCGACUUGUCGCCGAGUUUCGAAGUCGGAUGACGCUCAGACCUGCACGAGGUUUUGUAUUCUCCGACCGCGAUGUUCGCGACACUUCGACACGCUCAGUCAAGCUUCGAGCCCUCCACUGGGAAGCGACGGUGGUCCCGGGUGCUUGGAUUGGCGCAUACUUUGUGGAGUUAUUUUGCUGGGCAACUGCGCGUGGAAACGGAAUUGCUAUUGUGCAUUGACAUACUAGCAUCUCUCAUAUUUUGCAUUCGAACUUGUGAUUGACAGUUCGACGGGAGUCGUGCUCGACGCCAAGCGUUUCCGCAUUGCACGCGUUACGCACGGUUCGCUCCGCACCUGUGGCUCCAGAAUUGACCUGGUUUUGCCACCUGUGGCAAUUUCACUGGCAUAAGCCCAGACCUACACCCCAGCAAAAAGACGACCGUCGCCACGCGCGCGAGAUGGUGACGCCGCCCUUCGACGCCGCCCUCGCCGAGGCCGUCAAGGAACAAGAGAAGCAGACCAAGAAGAAGGCGCCGUACUUCGGCGCAUCGUCGCGAACCGAGGCGUUAGAGCUCAACGCCUGGAAAGAGAUCGGCAAGGCGUGGAAGCGCGCGCCAAAGACGUGCUGGGACGCCUACGCCGAGCGCUACCCGGCCGCUGGCGCGAGUCAGGUCCGCUACGACGCGACGGUCAAAGCAGCGGUGCGGAGCGGCGCACGCGACGCGGAGGUGAAACGGGCGGCGGCCGUCUGCCACGACGCCGGGAGGAACGUCUGGCAGAAUACGCACCAGUACCUGGACGGCGCCUCUCGUGCAGAGGUCCAGGAGCGACUCAAGGCGCUCGACUUCACGGCUCAGAAAGAAGUCUGGCUCGCGGACCUGCAGGCCGAGCGCGAGGCGAUGAGAAAGCAGCUCGUCGACCGGACGAUCACCUACGACGUGGACCUCUCGACGCACCGCGUCGUCGACGUCGAUUUUCUCGAAGGCCAGGGCACCGAGCUCAUGGCGUUCUGCGUCCCCGACAAGACGAGCGCGGAGUUCGAUGACUGCGAGGAGUGGCCGUGCUCCGCCAAACACGCGCUCAUCUGGGCCGCUGGCGGCGUCGUCGACGAGCCCGAGGAGAUGUCGGAGGACGAGGAGGAGCCGCCGGCCGUGCCCGAUCCGCCGAAACCGCCGCCGCCACCGAAGACGCGCGCGGAGUUGAAGCGGGCCGCGAAGAGCGCGGCGCAGAGCGACGCCGCGCGGCAGACCAACAAGAAGGCGCGGAAGAAGGCGGCCGCCGACAAAGCCGCCGGCAAGGCCGAGGCGAAGAACGACGUCGUGCCGGACGACGGCGCGUUCCGCGACUACGUGCCGCCGCACGAACGGAUCGAGGGCGACAAGCGCCCGACGACGGUCGACGAGGACGCUCUGCGCGCGACGAUCGGCGAAGCGUCGUUACUCGACGAGGCGACGGUGCAGACGCCCCUGGAGCGGUGCCUCGCGCCGUUUAUGAUGAAGCGGCCGCCGAAGGACGCGCCGGUCGUGCUGCCCGGCGAGGUCCUGCCGCGCAUCGGCGGGGUCGGCUGGACGAUCCAGGGCGACCGCGACCUCACGAAAUUGACGCGCGCGGUCGAGAUCAUCACGGACGAGAUCGAGGACGCCUGCGGCGGGUCGGGCCGGCGCGGCGACGCCAUCAACGACGCCGCGGACGUCUACCUCGACGGCAAGCACGUCAAGGUGAAGAACAACCGCAACGGCGCCGGGUGCUUGCACGUCGUCGGUCCCAACGACGGCACGUCGUCGGACAAGUCGCGCGCCUUCCUGUCCUACGUCAAGCGCCUCGCGGCCAAGGCGCGCGACGCGGACGACAAGGAGGCCCUCGAGUUCUUCGCCGCGCAGUGCGAGCGCUGGCUCUUCACGCGCACGCUCCUCGUGGAGCUCGCGACGUACCCCGCCGGGCGCGCGGGCAAGCCGCACCGCGACGAGGAGGAGCCCGACCUGACGAACCGGCACGACCACGGGGGCCGCGGCGGCAAGGCCAAGGGCCAUCGGAAGGCGGGCCCGGUCAAGCUCCGCCUCGCGCUCUCGGUCCGCGGCCGGCGGUCGAUGUCGUUCCGGGACACGCGCGGCUGGGUCGCGACGAUCGACCGCAGUCCCGGACGCGGCGUGUGCUUCGUCGACGGCGCCCACACGCGCUCGCGCGGCGUCGUCGAUCACCGAAACGACGCCGGCGACGAGCCCGGGGCGACGCUCAUCCUGACGUUCCGCGCCGACGCCUCCUCCGCCUUCGACGACAUGACGCCGGCCGAGCGGCUCUUCGCGCACGCCGGUAUCGCGUUGUUCGCGGCCCACUAGGCUCUUUUCGGGUAAGGACUAGUACCAUACCUUGAACAUUACUACUAGUACACCCGGGCCUCCGGCAUCCUCUACGCCGGCCGCCUCGCUCCCGAACGUCGCGUUCCAGGCCUCGUCUUGUUCUAU